Molecule: messenger RNA, 1320 nt
Organism: Phytophthora infestans T30-4
Lineage: Eukaryota; Oomycota; Peronosporomycetes; Peronosporales; Peronosporaceae
Product: tyrosine aminotransferase, putative
Exons: 9
Coding region: 34-1320 (428 amino acids)
Biological process (GO): aromatic amino acid metabolic process; biosynthetic process
Molecular function (GO): L-tyrosine:2-oxoglutarate transaminase activity; pyridoxal phosphate binding
Source: RefSeq, a predicted model, not a curated record
UCAAUCUCCACGACUCAGGCUCCUCCCAUCGACAUGACCAAGCUUGCUAUUUUUGACAACGAGUCCGUGGUUGACGUCAAGUGCCAAGCCAAAAACCAGUGGAAUGUGCAGCCAUCGGACUUCGCGAACCUCUGCUCCAACCCCAUUCGGAAAAUCGUGGAUAGCAUCAAGAAGCCAGCGACUUCGACCAAGACUCUGAUCCCGCUGUCGCUAGGUGAUCCGACGGUGUUUGGUAACUUGCACUGCCCCGAUGUAUUGGUGCAAGCGGUUGUCCGUAACACUCGUUCCAUGCAGCAUAAUGGCUACAUUCACUCGGCUGGCUCCGAAACUGCUCGUGUAGCAAUUGCUCAGCACUUUGGAAACAAGCGUGCUCCGCUGACAAUGGACGAUAUCAUCAUCGCCAGCGGCUGUUCAGGUGCCAUCGAGAUUGCACUACGAGGCCUUCUGAACUCUGGUGACAACAUUCUCCUGCCCAAGCCUGGGUUUCCAUUGUACCAGGCGCUAUGUGAAGCGCACAAGAUUGAGUGCAGAUUCUACAACCUCAAGGUACGUUUUGUCGAUCUCGAGCACAUGCAAUCUUUGGUUGAUGAAAAUACGAAGGCUAUUCUGGUCAACAACCCCUCGAACCCAUGCGGCAGUGUGUACUCGAAGACUCACUUGGAAGCUAUCCUUGCCUUGGCAGAGGCGAACAAGAUCCCUAUUAUCGCGGACGAGAUCUACGGUGACAUGGUAUUUGGGAGCAACGUGUUCUUCCCCAUAGCUACGCUGACGAAGACGGUUCCGGUGGUUGCGGUGGGUGGCUUAGCGAAGCAAUUUCUCAUCCCUGGCUGGAGAGUCGGCUGGGUCAUGGUGCACGACCGCAACGAUAUCUUGAAAGACGUGCGUACCGCUUACUUUAAGCUCUCACAGAACAUCCUUGGUGCAAACUCUCUCGUCCAGAGUACUAUCCCAGAUUUGCUGACGCCGGUUCCUGGCAGUGCCGAGGAGCAGUCGUUGGUGGACUUCAAGAAGCGAUACUUCGCAACUCUGGAGGACAAUGCCAAGUUUACCAUCGAUACCCUUGCAAAGAUACCGGGUCUCGCGGUGGCGGUACCGCAGGGCGCGAUGUACGCGAUGGUGAAAGUCCAAACGGAAGUUCUCACGAAGAUCAAGGACGAUUUCGACUUCACACAGAAACUGCUUGACGAGGAGUCUGUCUUCGUGCUGCCCGGUCAGUGCUUCGGAAUGACCAACUACUUCCGCAUCGUGUUUUCGGCGCCGCACGAAGUUCUUGCGGACGCCUACACUCGAGUGUCCGAGUUCUGCAGACGUCACCAGUGA